This is a messenger RNA of Juglans regia (Persian walnut), 1483 nucleotides long. RefSeq names its product caffeic acid 3-O-methyltransferase. The record is from RefSeq and is a predicted model, not a curated record. Lineage: Eukaryota; Viridiplantae; Streptophyta; Magnoliopsida; Fagales; Juglandaceae. The transcript is spliced from 4 exons. Gene Ontology annotation, molecular function: S-adenosylmethionine-dependent methyltransferase activity; protein dimerization activity; O-methyltransferase activity. Bases 146 to 1243 code for a protein of 365 amino acids. Gene Ontology annotation, biological process: methylation.
GUUGAUGGGUGGUGGUUGAGCCAAAAACCAUAUAAAUAUUGCCACUUUUGCGGCCUCUGUCUCAGCUCAUCAGCUUCCUCGGCCUCUCUCUUCCUUCUGGCUUCUUCUCCAUUCAUCAGAGACUCCCACAAAAACCAGCCAAAAAAUGGGUUCAACCGGUGAAACCCAGAUGACUCCAACCCAAGUCUCCGACGAAGAAGCAAACCUCUUUGCCAUGCAACUCGCCAGCGCCUCUGUUCUUCCCAUGGUACUCAAAUCAGCCAUAGAGCUCGACCUCUUGGAGAUAAUGGCUAAGGCUGGGCGUGGCGCAUAUCUUUCGCCUUCAGAGAUCGCUUCCCAGCUCCCAACCACGAAUCCAGAUGCCCCUGUUAUGCUGGACCGUAUCCUUCGCCUCCUGGCUAGCUACUCUGUUCUCACUUACUCCCUGCGCACACUCCCUGAUGGCAGGGUUGAGAGGCUGUACGGUCUGGGCCCUGUUUCCAAAUUCUUGACUAAGAAUGAGGAUGGUGUAUCUAUUGCUCCUCUCUGUCUCAUGAAUCAGGAUAAGGUCCUCAUGGAGAGCUGGUACUACCUGAAAGAUGCAGUUCUAGAAGGUGGCAUUCCAUUCAACAGGGCCCAUGGAGUGACCUCUUUUGAAUAUCAUGGGAAAGAUCUUAGAUUUAACAAGGUUUUCAACAAGGGAAUGUCUGAUCACUCUACCAUUACCAUGAAGAAAAUCCUAGAGACCUAUAAAGGCUUUGAAGGCCUAACAUCGGUGGUGGAUGUUGGUGGUGGGACAGGGGCUGUCCUUAGUAUGAUCGUAUCUAAAUACCCUUCUAUAAAGGGCUUCAAUUUCGAUUUGCCGCAUGUCAUCGAGGAUGCACCAUCUUAUCCUGGUGUGGACCACGUAGGAGGAGACAUGUUUGUUAGUGUUCCAAAAGGAGACGCCAUUUUCAUGAAGUGGAUAUGUCAUGAUUGGAGUGAUGAGCACUGCUUGAAAUUUCUGAAGAACUGCUAUAAAGCUCUUCCAGACAAUGGGAAGGUGAUUGUUGCUGAAUGUAUUCUUCCAGUAGCACCAGACACUAGCCUCGCGGCCAAGGGAGUCAUCCAUAUAGAUGUUAUCAUGUUGGCUCAUAAUCCUGGUGGGAAGGAGAGGACAGAGAAGGAGUUUGAGGCCUUGGCUAAAGGGGCAGGAUUUCAAGGGUUCCGAGUAAUGGGUUGUGCUUUCAACACAUAUAUUAUGGAAUUCAUUAAAAAGCUUUGAGUCCUUGGCUAAAAGGGGUUGGAUUUCAAGGGCUGGAUUGUGUUGUCAAUAUCUGUAUCAUGAAAUUCAUUAUAAAGCUGCAUUUGGGUUUUGAGGUUGUGACUGUGUCUGGUUCGCUGGUGGCUUUCUGAUAUAUGUGGUUUCUAGUCAGAGCAGAAAGAGAAGACUAAAGAAAACAUAGUAAUAUGAAAAUGAUGUACUUCUUGUAAGAAAUAAGAUCUUUGAGUUUGGAUUUCUAUA